Salvelinus fontinalis (brook trout) is the source of this 4205-nucleotide messenger RNA. Its product is annotated as protein eyes shut homolog. Gene Ontology annotation, molecular function: calcium ion binding. The transcript is spliced from 15 exons. The record is from RefSeq and is a predicted model, not a curated record. The coding region runs from base 1 to 4164 and encodes 1387 amino acids. NCBI's taxonomy places the organism in Eukaryota, Metazoa, Chordata, Actinopteri, Salmoniformes, Salmonidae.
AUGUAUUGUUUCUGUCGCCCUAAGGGAGCCCAACCCUUCUCCAACUACACCGGCUGCGUUGAAAUAAUUGAAAUUAAUAAGCUGCGGGGAUUCUACACAUCCAGUGCCGUUGCCGGCAGCAACGUAGACAACUGCAGGUCCCGAUGGGCCCCACCAGGUACCCCAGAUGCCUUCACUAGAAGCCCAUAUGAUUGGACCACCAGAUCCACCACUAACACUCCCAGAGUCAACACAUCUGUAUGGACCACCCAAUCUGCCACCACACUGAGAGGUCAAGGUUCAGCAGGAGUCAACACAUCUGUAUGGACCCAGCCACCACCAUCCCGACCGCCACCAGUUCCUACCCGCCCCUGGCAACUGGCUCCUACCCGUCCCCGGCAACCAAGUCCAGAUCCUACCAGUCCCUGGCAACCAAAUCCAGUUCCCACCCGUCCCUGGCAACUAAGUCCAGUUCCCACCCGUCCCUGGCAACUAAGUCCAGUUCCCACCCGUCCCUGGCAACUAAGUCCAGUUCCCACCCGUCCCUGGCAACUAAGUCCAGUUCCCACCCGUCCCCGGCAACCAAGUCCAGAUCCUACCAGUCCCUGGCAACCAAGUCCAGUUCCCACCCGUCCCCGGCAACCAAGUCCAGUUCCCAUCCGUCCCCGGCAACCAAGUCCAGAUCCUACCAGUCCCUGGCAACCAAGUCCAGUUCCUACCCGUCCCUGGCAAUUAAGUCCAGUUCCCACCCGUCCCUGGCAACUAAGUCCAGUUCCUACCGGUCCCAGGCAACCAACACCUACCCGGCGGCCACCAUCCGUCUCUACCCAUCCCUGGCAACCAGGUCCCACCAAUCCCUGGCAAUCAGUUCCUGUCCAGCCGGCUCAACCAGCGCCUACCCGGGCUCGGCCACUACUGCCAGCUCCUACUCAUCCCUGGCAACCAGCUCCUACUCAUCCCUGGCAACCAGCCCCUACCCAGCCACCAACAGCUCCCACCCAGCCACCACCACCACCAGUCUGCCAUGCUGCCCUCUGUCUUAACGGUGGGACCUGCCAUGAGCUGCAGAGGCCCAGUGGAUCUCUGUCCUACUGUGACUGCCCCUUACACUUCACUGGACGCCGCUGUGAGAAAGAUACCACAAUAUUCAUCCCCUCUUUCAACGGCACGUCGUACCUGGAGCUGCCUCCGCUUGCCUCUCUGCUGCAGUCUCCUGGUGCCAACGCUGAUCCAUCUCACCCUGCCAAAGACACCACUGUUACCCUGUAUCUGACUGUCAAAACCAGAGCUACACAGGGCACCAUCCUCUACACUCGGGAAGAGAAUUUAGGAGAUCGUUUUCUCCACGUGUUCCUCCAGGAUGGGAUCCCUGUGGUAAAACUGGGAUGUAGUGAUGUCCAGGUGUUGAAUGCAGACGCAGGCCAAACCAUCAACACUAACAGGCUGACGUCCAUCAGAAUACGUUAUGGGCUGCCUGUCGGUAGGAGUGGAGGGUCAUGUAUGAUUGAAAUAGCAGUAGAUAAUGGAACAGUGAAACAUCAGGAGGAAUCCUUGUUCCAGCCCGUGUCAGAGGUAGCGUUGGGGCCUAUAUUCCUGGGGGACGUCCCCUCCCAAAGGGAUCAGCCUGCCAGCACCAGGGAGGGGACGGGUUUUGUAGGCUGUAUCAGGGAGCUGCAGGUCAACAAUAAGGACAUCUACAUAGCAGGAGAGGCACUGGGAGGGAGGAACAUCCACAACUGUGACACACCUGUCUGUCAGCAACUGCCCUGCCGCAAUGGAGGCACCUGUGUCAGUGAUGCAGAGGACUGGUUCUGUGAGUGCCCUCCUCUCUACUCUGGUCGGCUCUGCCAGUUCACAGCCUGUGAGUGGAGCCCCUGUGGUCACGGAGCCACCUGUAUCCCCAAGUCCUACCAGGAAGCUGUGUGUCUCUGCCCUUACGGAAGACAGGGCCUGCUGUGUGAUGAUGCCAUCAACAUCACCCGGGCCAGGUUCAGUGGGAAUGAUGAGUUUGGAUACACCUCGUUUAUAGCGUACUCCUUCAUCCCCAGUCUCAGUGUCUACUAUGAGUUCCAACUGAAACUAACGUUCGCCGAUGGAGCCUCAGCGCUGAAGGACAACCUCAUCCUCUUCUCUGGACAGAAAGGACAGGGCAUUGAUGGAGAUGACUUCCUAGUUCUGGGGGUUCGGAAUGGCAGAAUUGUUCACAAGUUCAACCUUGGAUCUGGUGUGGGAACCAUGGUCAGCGACCGGCUGAACCGUGAGAUCGAUAUCCACACUGUGAACUUUGGCAGAUCUCGGAGAACAGGAUGGUUAAAGGUGGACGGACAGAGAAACAGGACAGGCUCUUCUCCAGGCCACCUGGCAGGUCUCAACGCGCAAAGCCAAGUCUUUGUAGGGGGAUAUAAUGAAUAUACUCCUGAACUACUGCCCCUCGGAUCCAGGUUUCGCAAUGGCUUUCAAGGUUGCAUAUUUGAUCUGGAGUUUCGGACGAGGAGAGACGGGAAGUUCAUAGCGUUGGGGAAGCCUGAGGGUCAUCCUAACUCUGGCCGUAGCGUGGGUCAGUGCGGGGUCACACCCUGCACCCUGGUGACGUGCAGGAACGGAGGAACCUGUGUGGACUCUGGAUCCUCUGUCUACUGCCAGUGCCCAUUCGGCUGGAAGGGAGCACUCUGCUCUGAGACCGUGUCUGUGUGCGACACUGAACACCGCCCCCCUCCAUUGUGUGCCCGUGGUUCCACCUGCGUACCCCUUCCAGACGGAUACACCUGCCUCUGCCCCUUGGGUACCGGCGGACUGCACUGUCAGCAAGCCAUGGCCAUCAGUGACCCGUUCUUCAGCGGUAACCAGUCAUCCUGGAUGUCUUUCCCUCCAGUCAGCAUCAGACACAGGACAGACCUCAGGCUGCAGUUCCAGACUCUGUCACCAGAGGGCAUCCUCUUCUACACAGCACAGCACCUCAGUGCCCGGGCCGGAGACUUCUUCUGUGUGUCCCUGACAUCAGGGUUGGUCCAACUGCGUUACAACCUGGGUUCUGGAACCAACGUGUUACAGUCCACUAACAGAGUGGACAUCAGCGGAGGGACCUGGCACACGGUGAGGACAGGCAGGACGGGCCACCAGGGGUUCCUGGUUCUGGACGGGCUGGAGGUGAAGCAGAACGACACCGAGGGAGGGAUGUCCACUCUGGACGUGGCCACGGACCUCUUCGUCGGCGGGGUCUCCGACCUGAGCUCCAUCUCUACGUUCUCCGUGGAGAACGAGCCUGUGGGUUUUACCGGAGGCGUGAGAGAGCUCGUCUUAAACGGACACGACUUUGACCUGACGGAGACAGGGGCCCUGGGAGGGGCCAACGUGGGCGACUGGGACGGGACGGCGUGCGGGUACAAGGUGUGCCAGAACGGCGGCCUCUGUACUGCGUUGAGCGGCGCCGAUUCUGACUCGUUUAUGUGCACCUGCCCUCCUCGGUGGACGGGUCCUGUGUGUAACCAGUCGGUGUAUUGUGUCAAUAACCUGUGUCAACAUGAGUCAUUGUGUUUCUCUGAUCUUGUGACUGGCUCAUACGACUGUUUCUGUCCUCUCGGGUGGGAGGGGAGGUACUGCGAUAAGCAGGUAGGCCUAUCCAUGACCACUCUGAAGUUCGUUGGGAAAUCAUAUCUGAAAUACAGGGAUCCUAAAUUCAACACAAGAAAUCUGAGGUACACGCAGGUUGCGUUUAACUUUACAGCAAGCGGGAACGAAGGGUUGAUUCUGUGGAUGGGAAGAGCGGAGCACGAUGACGACGACUACCUUGCUGUCGGGCUUCAGGAGGGGCACCUCAAAAUCGCAGUCAACCUCGGAGAGAGGCUCUCCCUCCCGCUCACCUUCAGAAACGUCACGUUGUGUUGCAACAAAUGGCAUUACUUAUCUCUCUCUCUGAACAGUACCCUUAUUCAGGUGUUCCUGGGUGACCAGAGGGUCCUUUUCGAAGACGUGGACCCCUUCGAGCGUUACGUUGCCAUGAAUUACGGGGGUCUGUUGUACUUGGGAGGGUUCGAGUUGCACAGGAACAUCUCAACAGUGACGUCUGGGCUGUUUACCAAAGGGUUUGUGGGAGAUCUUAAAGAUGUGCGUUUGUAUCAGGACCCCAGACAACUACAGUUCCUGCAAAACAGCAAAGGAUUUAAUGUUCACAAAAGUAAUGAGUAGUUCUGUAACUUGUGAAAAUAGGUGAUUAAUGUGUUGUGAUA